Molecule: messenger RNA, 2910 nt
Organism: Sesamum indicum (sesame)
Lineage: Eukaryota; Viridiplantae; Streptophyta; Magnoliopsida; Lamiales; Pedaliaceae
Product: agglutinin-like protein
Biological process (GO): circadian rhythm; regulation of DNA-templated transcription
Source: RefSeq, a predicted model, not a curated record
UCCACUUGCACACCCCCCUCCCCUUCCAAUCUCUCCACGCCACUUUCUCUCUCUACCACUUCUCUCUCGAAAUCUCUGUUCUUCUCGUUUUUCACUGCCUUCUCUGUUUCGAACAACAGGGAGACUUCUUUUAUCUUUUAAUUCUGGUACAGUAAAAGUAUUGGGAUUUUACUUGGUGUUUCUUGAUUAAUGCCCUCGUUUUUCUGGUUUCACGGCGUGUUUUUGGAGCAAACUUGAGUGGAAAAGAGUUGGCGAUGUUUGGGCUACAUUUGAAGCAGUACCUGUUGAAGUUGCGUUUUCGUGUAUUUGGAGCUUCUAUUUUCUCCUGGAUUUCUAGCUAUGUUUGAUUGGAACGACGAAGAGUUAACAAACAUCAUAUGGGGUGAGGGUGGAGAAAGUGAUGAUCACAUUGUUCCGUAUCCUGAUCAAAUUGAGGAGAAACCUCCAGUUUUAUUUGGGGAUCCAUCUAAGAAGGAAACCAAUCAGCAAAUUUCAAAUGUUAGUCCUGUUGAACAGAAAAAGCCUAUUAUCAAAUCUGAACAUGAAGUUGAACUAGAUGGCAGUUCCAAGUAUGACAUUAGUGAGCCUGCAACGGGAUUUGGUAUGGAUUCAUGGCCUGAGGGGCCUGGUCCUUCCUCAUCAAAUGCUGCAAAAGCUGAUCAAGGGUCUUUGGGCACUGCUGCAUCAAGCAAUAUAACAAAAGGUUCAAAAAGUGGCUCCUCCAGAGACGAUACACCUCAAUUUGAUAAAGAUUCUGAGAUAUUUGAAAAUCCACCCGAAGAUGGAGAACAAGGUGAUUUCGUUGAUUAUGGCUGGGCAAAUAUUGGAAGUUUUGACGAUCUGGACAGGAUAUUUAGCAACAAUGACCCAAUAUUUGGAGACAUUGGAGUCGGAAAUACUGAUGAGCUGUGGUCAUCUUCCAAAGAUGUAACUAGUAGUCCUCUUGGACCUAUUCCUUUGUCUGGUGAUUCUUCUGAUUUGCCACUCGGAGCACUGAGGACGUCAACCGAUCGAUCUGAGUCUAAAGCUCAAUACAUGUUAGAUCCCAGCCAAUCUUUUAUGUCUGAGUAUGACAAAUUGAACGAGAUCACUUCACAUACUCCACAGGAUGUACAGGCAAGCAUAGAUACUGUAGAACAUUCUGGAGGUAAAAGUGAGCUAGUUGAGGAAAAGACUUUUGUGACGGGUGGAGAGAUCCAAGCAUGCCAGCAACUUAAUGACAGAACUACUCCAACCCUUGGUGAAUUCGCGGAGAAAUUGUCUUCAUGUGUUCAGGGUAAUCGGCAGAAGAGACUGCUGAAGGGUCAGAAGUUGGACAAAAAAAGCGAAGUCAGACAGCUGCAUGACUUAAGUGGUACAUGGACCUCAUCUGGGAGCCCAUUGCAACAAGUUAACAUCCAGUAUGCAACUUCAAUGGUCAAUGCAUGUCCACCUUUGGCACUAGCUCAGCAGAUGACACUUCAGCGGCCGGAGCCUUUUCAACAGAAAAACUUUGCCAGCGCACCUCUGGCAUCUCCAUUGUACGGGAAUAUGGUGAACCACUAUCCUGCGACUUCUGUCUUGGCACAGUUCCGUCCUGGGGAAGGAAGCCGUGAACUAGUGUCCUCUUAUGAAGUUUCUCCGGCCAAUGCAAAUUCUUUAAAGACUUCAGAGGAUGCUUCAGUUAAGCCUCCAGCAAUGACUCCAAAAGAAAAAAUAGAAAAGCUAAGGAGGCGGCAGCAAAUGAGAGCAAUACUUGCUAUUCAAAAACAGCAGCUGCAAUUUGGUAAUCAGGUAACAGUUUCAGAACAUUCUAGCAUGGAAGGAGGGAAAACAGAGGUUGAUGAAAGUUUUAGCAGUUUUCCUUCCCUUGAACCAAACUCGCCCAUAGAACAGGAUGAUUCUAAUACAAUCAGCAUGGCUUUUGACAAUUACUCAGUGGAGGAAUCAGUACUCUAUCGGCUUCAGGAUACCAUUGCUAAGUUGGACAUACGGAUAAGACUUUGCAUUCGGGACAGUUUGUUUCGACUAGCCCAAAGUGCCAUGCAGAGGCAGUAUGCUAAUGAUACAAGCAGUGCCAGCACAAGCAGCAGAGAUGAAGUGCUCAGCAACAAAGAUAUAGUUAGCCAAGAGAGGUUCCCUAAGAUUCCCGAUGUAGAGACAGAUACCAAUCCAAUAGAUCGGACUGUCGCACAUUUGCUCUUCCAUAGACCAAUGGAUUUCUCUGGUAAACCUGGUGAGACACCUGAGUCACCUCUAUCUGCCAAUAUCCCUUAUGAAAGGAAAGCAAAUCCGUUGAAAAGCUCAGCAAAGGGGUAUUUUCCUGAAACUUUCGAGAAUACUCAGAUGACAUCCCCACAAGGAUCAAAAUCUCCAGGCAUAUUCUCCAAAACCGAUCAAUCUAGAAAUGCCCCCUGCUUCAUCCCAUCUGAGAAUGCACCAAAGAAUGAAAAUGCAGGCCAAGGACAGAAGAUGAUUGAAACCUCCAAAUGAAGAAAAACUGUGCCUCUAAAAUGUCUUAUCAGGCCAACUGGAUUCUCUCAAACCUGGUUGCGGAAUAGUCACAUCUGAUAAGUCGAUGGGAUUUAUGUUCUAAGUUUCUGCAAAACAUGUUGAAGUGUUUGUGUGGUUGCUUUCACAUUUCCCCCCGUCAAGAUCUGUAAACCUAUUAUGAAGACCUCGAUAGACGUGUAUUCAUUUUUUUAGUGUCUUUAAGUUUGUAUCUUGUCUUGGAAGGCUUAAUGCGGUGAAGCUGCAAAAACUUCAACCAAACAAGUUUCAGCUUACUAUUUGCAGCUCCUACGAUGUGGUGUGUGAAUCCAACUUAACUAACAUCCUCAGCAUCUUUAUGUUUUGUCUGUAACAUUAACGUAGUUCGCCUGCCUAAUGGCUGCUCAAUGAAUUGCAGCGCAUGUUGACGUAUUUCCAUUA